Messenger RNA from Dromaius novaehollandiae (emu), 1395 nucleotides. It is a transcript of the gene P2RX2, whose product is annotated as purinergic receptor P2X 2. The record is from RefSeq and is a predicted model, not a curated record. Gene Ontology annotation, cellular component: plasma membrane; signaling receptor complex; nuclear inner membrane. The transcript has 12 exons. The coding region runs from base 1 to 1179 and encodes 392 amino acids. NCBI's taxonomy places the organism in Eukaryota, Metazoa, Chordata, Aves, Casuariiformes, Dromaiidae. Gene Ontology annotation, molecular function: extracellularly ATP-gated monoatomic cation channel activity; purinergic nucleotide receptor activity; ATP binding. Gene Ontology annotation, biological process: calcium ion transmembrane transport; response to ATP.
AUGGGCGGCCCGGGCUGCCCGCGGGCGCUGUGCAGCUACUCCACCGCGCAGGUGGUGGUGGUGAGGAACCGGCACCUCGGCACCGCGUACCGUGCGCUGCAGCUCCUCGUCCUGCUUUACUUCGUCGGCUAUGUGUUCAUCAUUCAGAAGGGCUACCAGGAGUGUGAGACAAGCCCGGAGAGCUCUGUCAUCACCAAAGUCAAGGGUGUGACAGAGUCACCAAGCAAGGUGUGGGAUGUCGGCGAGUACGUGGCUCCCCCCGAGGGUGGGAGCACCUUCAGCAUCCUCACACGGGUGGAGGUCAGCCCUGCCCAGACGCUAGAGACCUGCCCUGAGAAGCUAACAGUCCACAGUGCUGCGUGCAACUCCGACCAUGACUGCAUCCCUGGGGACGUGGACAUGUUGGGCCAUGGGGAGAAGACAGGGCGCUGCGUGCCCAAUGCUGGGGGCACCAAGAAGAGCUGUGAGAUCCUGGCUUGGUGCCCAGUAGAUGAAGAGAGUGUCAGUGAGUCCUUGGCGAAGAUGGCACCACAGUUCACCAUCCUCAUCAAGAACAGCAUCCACUUCCCCCGCUUCGGCUUCUCCAAGGGCAACAUUCAGGCUGCUGAGAGCAGUUACUUGAAAAGCUGCACCUUCAAUGCCACCUCUGCCCUUUACUGCCCCAUCUUCAAGCUGGGCUUCAUCGUGGAGCAGGCGGGAGAGGACUUUAUGGAGCUGGCUGAGAAGGGUGGGGUGAUUGGUGUGAUUAUCAGCUGGAACUGUAACCUGGACCUGCCUGACACCGAGUGCAACCCCCACUACUCCUUCCGCCGCCUCGACCCCAAGACCACUUUGGCUUCCUCUGGCUACAACUACAGGUUUGCCAAGUAUUACAAGUGGAAUGGGACCCACACACGAGUGUUGAUCAAGGCCUAUGGGAUCCGUAUUGAUGUGAUCGUGCAGGGCCAGGCAGGGAAGUUUAGCCUGAUCCCCACUGUCAUCAACCUGGCCACGGCCCUGACCUCGGUGGGAAUGGGCUCCUUCCUCUGCGACUGGAUCCUGCUGAGCUGCAUGAACAAGGACCAGGUGUACAGCCGCAGGAAAUUCGAGCAGGUACAGCCAGAGCUGGAAGGAGCCACCGUGCCAGGCUGUGAUAACGUUUCCUCCGUCCAGGACCAGCCGGGUCCCACCCCGCUCUGAGGUACCUGCUUUUCCUGCAUGGAGCUGCCCGGGAUGUGCCUGACAGCUCACCGGCUGCUGCCACCGGCCACCAGGAGCCACAUCCCUGUCCCCUCCUCUUUCCUCGGCCGGGUGCCAAGUAGCUCCUGCCAGGUCCUGCCUUUGGGCAUUGCCACUACCCGGCCGGCACAGGGCACUGGCAGCACCAUCCCGGCCCGUGCUGAGGAAUGGAGCAAA